This is a messenger RNA of Neoarthrinium moseri, 429 nucleotides long. RefSeq lists its product as uncharacterized. The transcript has 2 exons. The record is from RefSeq and is a predicted model, not a curated record. The coding region runs from base 1 to 429 and encodes 142 amino acids. NCBI's taxonomy places the organism in Eukaryota, Fungi, Ascomycota, Sordariomycetes, Amphisphaeriales, Apiosporaceae.
AUGCCUUCUAGGAAGCUUGAGAACAGUCCCUCUGAUGAUGGUCAGAAGGUCAUCGCCCUCUGUCAUCUCAUCAUGAGCUGUGAAAACUUUCAGGCCAACAUGAGCGCACUGUGCGGUCCCUUGGGUAUCGCGCAGGCAAAGAACGUCCCUCGCAAGAUCAACUCCAUCAUCACCCCAUUCGGUUUUGAGUUCAAGAGCGGCAAGGUCACCAAGAAGGACGAUGACGGUGCUCCUCCCUCCACGCCCGUCAAAGCUGAAGAAGGCGCUAUGGCUUCCCCUGCUUCUACUACCGGCAAGAAGAAGCGCGCCAAUGGUGUAGCUAAGACACCUGUGAGCAAGAAGCGCAAGGCCGACAACGAGGACGAAGAAGUUGGCAUCAAGGAAGAGGGUGACGAGGCUGACGAGGUCGAUGAUGCUGGCGACAUUUGA